Molecule: messenger RNA, 1677 nt
Organism: Truncatella angustata
Lineage: Eukaryota; Fungi; Ascomycota; Sordariomycetes; Amphisphaeriales; Sporocadaceae
Exons: 2
Coding region: 1-1677 (558 amino acids)
Biological process (GO): regulation of DNA-templated transcription
Molecular function (GO): zinc ion binding; DNA-binding transcription factor activity, RNA polymerase II-specific
Source: RefSeq, a predicted model, not a curated record
AUGCUUACGCCCAAGAACGGGAGGAGGAAAAACGCUAAAUCAGGGUGCCGCACCUGCAAGCUUCGCAAGGUUAAAUGUGAUGAGCGCAAGCCUUCUUGUCAUAGAUGCAUAUCUGCCGGCCGGGUUUGCGCCGGUUAUGGUAUUUGGGGCGGAGGUGGCAACCAGUAUGGAGACCCAUGUGGCCGCAUACAAUAUCCCAACCCCAAUCUCGUCACUCUGUGCCGGACGCUAUCUCCCCUAGGUGUGAUGACGGCUCGAGAAUCACUGGCCUUCGAAUAUUUCGUGUUUCAGAGCGCCCCACGGCUUCCCGGUGCGUUUGCUUCGCCCUUCUGGACUACACUAGUCUUCCAGGCAAGUUCAAAUGAAGCGGCAGUGCUUUCAGCACUUCUCGCUCUGAGCUUCGCACACAAGAAUAAUUCUCUUCAAAAUGAUCGAAUUGCUGGUAAAGCAUCUCAGCUGGCAGAUGAUCACGAACACUUUAUCCUACAACACUAUAGCAGAGCCAUUAGCCAGCUUCAGGCACAUUUGGCAGCUGGCACCUCAGCCUCCGUCCGAGUGACACUGAUCACCUGUCUCUUAUUUAUCUGCUUGGAGCUGCUCCGCGGACAGUAUAAGUCGGCUGUCUCUCAUCUUGAAUCUGGGCUUAAGCUGUUGAAUAUGCCAAAGUUCUUUCCCGGAGUUGAGAGUACCAUUGAUAGGAUGAAGAGCCCAUAUCGCUUCGAGGAACACUGGAUCGCUGUAACUUUCGGCAGGCUCUAUAUCUCGACAGUCUUGUCGGGACAGAUUUCGCGAGACCUGUAUCCAAUAAGCUAUGAAGCUGAGUUCCCUCAAAUCUUCUGCUCCGUGACGCAAGCACGACACUGCCUCGACCAACUACUAGCAAAAGUUACCAGCUUAAUGUCAAAAACCCGCCAUGCAGGAGCUCUCUCGGAGCACGCAAUUUCCACCACAUUAUCACACAUGCAGAGUGAGUUGAAAUCGGAUUUCUCACGGUGGAAGCAAGUUCAUACCAGCUCCAAGAGCAGUCUUGAAACGAAUUCAUCCUUUUUGGAAUCAUGGGCCUACGAUAUCCUUGAGCAAUACCAUGUUAUGGGCCUAAUCAUGGCAGACACAUGUCUAGAUGAGGCUGGUGAACUAGCUUUUGACUCAUAUACCUUUCAGUUCGCAUCCAUCAUAGAAAACUUUAUCCCGAAGUUGAAAUUUUCUGCAUCCGCCAAGGCAGAGGAAGUUAUACCGGGGUAUACUAGAGGAACUUCGAAAUCUGUUUGUGAUCUAGGCGCCAUUCCGCCCCUGUACUACGUGGCACUAAAAUGUCGUGUCCACCAAAUCAGGCUACAAGCGAUCAAGAUUCUCAGAUUACUGUCCCAUUCAGAAGGCAUAUGGCAUGCAGUUAUAGCGGCAUGCGUAGCGGAGGAAGUCAUGAGAAUUGAGGAAGGAGACUUCUACAAAGCCUUCGAGCUGGAUGACGGAUUCUCACCUUUCGCACCCCCUGUAGUGAAAGACGCUUCACUGCCAGCACUACCACUGGUGCGUCGAAUAUGCCAGGUUCGGGUAAUUCUGCCGAACGAUAUUUCCGAAGGGCUUGUAAUCGAAUGCGAAAAAGUAGGAAAUGGAGGCUCGUCGAACCUUUUGAAGAGGGAGUACAAUUUCAAUAGCCAAUCGUGGAAUGCUGCCUAA